ACAAAGAAGCAAAAGCAACCGGACCGGGUUGCCUUUAACAGAGGAAGAGAGGGAAGAAGAAGAUCCCAUACGGAUUAUAAGAAAUUAUAUCUCCACGAAUCUUAUGGUGAAGGCGGAGGCGUGCGAGUCGUGUCGGUCGGCGCCGUGCGCAGUGUACUGCCGGGCCGAUGCGGCAGCGCUGUGCGCUGCCUGCGAUGCUGACAUCCACUCCGCCAACCUGCUCGCCCGCCGCCACCACCGCGUCCCCAUCCUCCCUGUCCGGGCCGGCGGCUUCGUCGUCCGGCCGAGCCUUAACCAUUACUAUAAUAACCAUGCGGGCGGCAAGGCCGAGACCGAGCUUCCUGGGGAGGAGGAGGAGGAGGACGAUAACGACGCAGUUCUGUCAUGGCUGCUCCGUGAUCCCGUGAAGAACAGCAAUCAUAAUAACGUUGACGGCCUCUUCGGCGAGGAGGUUGACGGGUUUUUGGAUCUCGGCGAGUACAAUUCGGGUGCGGAGAAGCAGAGCACGAGCCAGAAGCAGCAGCAAUCGGAUCCCAACAAUGGGAGGAGCGAACAGAGCUUUCAGUAUGAAGCCUCCUCUGAAGCUGGAUUCGGUAAUUUAGGUUGCACUGCUUCACUUAGUCACAGCCUUUCCUUGUCACCGAUGGAAGCAAGCAGCGUAGCAGACACCACUAUGGCAGAUAUCUCGAACUCUCACCUUCUACCUUCCAAAGGGACCAUAGACUUCUUCUCAGGCCUUCCUCUUCAAAUGCCUCCACAAUUCACUCCUAUGGAUAGAGAAGCCAGGGUUCUUAGAUACAGGGAGAAGAAGAAGACAAGAAAAUUCGAGAAGACAAUCAGAUAUGCAUCAAGAAAGGCAUAUGCUGAAACCCGGCCUCGAAUUAAAGGCCGUUUCGCUAAGAGAUCAGAUGUUGAAGUGGAUCAGUUCUUUUCUACCACUGUGAUGACAGACUCGAGCUACGGCAUUGUCCCUUCAUUCUAGUUCUUCUGCAAGAGAUCGCCGUAUGACAGAAUGCAUGAGUUACUUCACUGUUUCUAUUUUUCCAAUGAUUAGUAGCUAAAGAUAAGAAAAUUUAGUGCAACUUCACUGUGACCCUCUUGAGUAAUAUUUUUUUAAAGACAUGGGAACUGUAAAGAAUUGCUCAUAGCUUUACAACCAUUUCUGUUCUGAAUUAUGAAACUGUCUUUUGGUUCAUGUUA
Phoenix dactylifera (date palm) is the source of this 1200-nucleotide messenger RNA. Its product is annotated as zinc finger protein CO3-like. The record is from RefSeq and is a predicted model, not a curated record. Gene Ontology annotation, molecular function: protein binding; zinc ion binding; DNA-binding transcription factor activity. Gene Ontology annotation, cellular component: nucleus. NCBI's taxonomy places the organism in Eukaryota, Viridiplantae, Streptophyta, Magnoliopsida, Arecales, Arecaceae. Gene Ontology annotation, biological process: regulation of photoperiodism, flowering; regulation of flower development.